Molecule: messenger RNA, 363 nt
Organism: Penicillium psychrosexuale
Lineage: Eukaryota; Fungi; Ascomycota; Eurotiomycetes; Eurotiales; Aspergillaceae
Exons: 2
Coding region: 1-363 (120 amino acids)
Source: RefSeq, a predicted model, not a curated record
AUGCCAUCUACGCAAUUAACCCAAGUGCCACAAUCGGUCCUAGACCUCAGUGGAGAUCUAGAAGAACUGGUAUACACCAAAGCAGCAAUUGGAAUCUACGACCGAACCAUGCUGGCAAUCGUCAACCCGACAACAACACCGAUGGAGCUCAAUCUCCACCACGGGUCCUGGCUACAGGCCAAGUCGAAAGUGGCAUCGCUCCACCGGAGCAUCGUGGCGGAUUUCAAUCGGCUGCCGCGUCAUAUGAAACGCACUUUCGUGAGGGCCAAUCGCUUGACUUUGUCGGAGCAUGGGUUUCGGCCAUCUGCAGAUAACUUGGAGAUCACCCGUCCUGGUAGUAGGAGGGCUAUCGCUUUGCUUUGA